UAAUUAACGAACUUCCUAAAUAUCAUUUGCCCUGUCUUUCUCUCUCUCCAUACCUCUCAAUAUAUGUCUCAUCGCGUAUGCGACUGUUGAACUCAAGGGCGAAGGAUGACGUCAUCGCCGCCCUGAACUGAUCGUCGCCGCCGUCCCUUCAACUCACGCACCCCUUUGUUUUAUGGAAUCUUCACCGCUCGAAACCAAUACUCCCCCCACUGACUCGACUUGGAUCGCCCGGCGAGUCGCUUAGUAACGCCAUUUUUUCAGACAGCCUUUGUUCCGUAAACUACAGGCGAUAAUAUGAGGACAAGCCUUUUCAGUCGGAGGACGAUAAGGCAGGGAGCGGUGUUAGCCGUCGGAUCGGCGAAGAUAAAGCUGUUGCUGGCCUGUUGCAUCUUGUUCACAUUAAUCGCGCUCUCAGGCCGCACGACGUCGUUUAUGGGAUGGAAGCAAUACGCUGGUUCUCUUCCCCGAUCCUCUCUCCCUCGGAAAGGAUAUACCUUAUUGAUUAACACAUGGAAAAGAAAUGAUCUCUUGAAGCAGUCCAUAUCUCAUUAUGCAUCAUGUCCUGGGCUUGAUUCCAUACAUAUUGUGUGGAGUGAGCCUGACCCUCCUUCAGAAUCUCUUAUCAACUUUCUAAACCAUGUUAUAAAGUUGAAUUCCAAGCAUCAUCGAGAAAUUGUGUUGAAAUUUGAUAUUAAUAAGGAAGAUAGUUUGAACAACAGAUUUAAAGAAAUCAAGGAUUUGAAGUCUGAUGUGGUCUUUUCAAUUGACGAUGACAUUAUAUUCCCAUGCACAACGGUAGAGUUUGCUUUCAGUGUCUGGCAAAGUGCACCAGAUACGAUGGUGGGAUUUGUUCCUCGUAUUCACUGGAUUGAUAAAUCGAAUGGCAAUCAGGACAAGUACACUUACAGUGGAUGGUGGUCUGUUUGGUGGACGGGAACGUAUAGUAUGAUUCUCUCUAAGGCUGCCUUCUUUCAUAAGAAAUAUCUCAGUAUGUACACUAAUGAAAUGCCAUCAUCCAUUCGAGAAUAUGUCACCAAGAACAGAAAUUGUGAAGAUAUUGCGAUGUCUUUCCUCGUAGCUAAUGCAACUGGGGCUCCUCCUAUUUGGGUGAAAGGUAGUAUAUUUGAGAUCGGUUCGACCGGAAUUAGUAGCCUGGGAGGGCACCACGAGAAGCGGACGCAAUGUGUUAAUUGGUUUGCAGCCGAGUAUGGGCGGAUGCCGUUGGUAUCCACUUCGGUGAAGGCCGUGGAUAGCCGUUGUAGCUGGUUUUGGUGAUGAGGUCUGGUUUCUCAGCCGUUUUCACCACUCAUUUUGUUCACUUCACACAUUCCAAAUCUUACCAGUUCCCACGUUGUAACUUUAUUGCCUUACUAAAUUAUUGUCAAGUGGUGAUAGAAACAGAAUUACUCCAUUCACGUAGGUUCCCUUGUACUCUUGUACUUCAGUGUAGUUUUUAUGAGUAGCAAAUGGUCAGGUUUAAGUGGGUUCUAUGCAAAAUGCAUUCAUUCA
Molecule: messenger RNA, 1509 nt
Organism: Sesamum indicum (sesame)
Lineage: Eukaryota; Viridiplantae; Streptophyta; Magnoliopsida; Lamiales; Pedaliaceae
Gene: EPC1
Product: Nucleotide-diphospho-sugar transferases superfamily protein
Cellular component (GO): membrane
Molecular function (GO): glycosyltransferase activity
Source: RefSeq, a predicted model, not a curated record